Molecule: messenger RNA, 1764 nt
Organism: Endocarpon pusillum Z07020
Lineage: Eukaryota; Fungi; Ascomycota; Eurotiomycetes; Verrucariales; Verrucariaceae
Exons: 1
Coding region: 1-1764 (587 amino acids)
Cellular component (GO): small-subunit processome
Molecular function (GO): snoRNA binding; protein binding
Source: RefSeq, a predicted model, not a curated record
AUGUCUUCGUUCUUCACACUGCCCGCAUCCCAACGAAAGCGGAAACGUACAGAUGACAGACCUAGCAAGCCAGCGAAGCGGAGAAGUGUGCAGGCGGAGUACAGCGAGUCUCGGCAGGCCAGGAAGAGCGGCAAGACUCCCCAAAAAGAGGACCGUGACGAAUCCAUAUCCGGCAGCGAUUCUGGCGAAGACGAUGUACAGGCCGAGUCUGCCUCAGAAUCUGAGGCCACAUCAGAGGAGGAUGAGACGGCGGCGGAACGGCGAGCUCGCCUUGCCGAAAGGUAUCUUGAGAAUAUCCGGCAAGAAGUCGAUGAGACAGGGUUCGAUGCCGAACAGAUAGAUAAAGACCGCAUUGCACAACGACUCAGAGAAGACGUUGAUGAGGUCAAAGGUCGACAAUAUCGAUUGAUAGCUUCGAAGCUCGAUUUCCCCGCAGCCACACAUUGCCUCUUUCACGCUGAUACAGAAUCUACAACAGCCGUUGCUGUUCGAGCUCCUUACAUAUAUACAGCAAGUAAGGACAAGAACUUGAUCAAGUGGCAGCUUGCGUCCCCUAAAUCAGUCGCUCCACAGUCUGGACUCUCGAAACGCCCUCCACCACCUCCACGGAAGCGGCCAAAAAAAUUGCGCUACAUUCGAGGUGUUAAAAUCAAUGCCGAUUUACCUCAGCAGCAUGGUCACACUACUCCUAUACUGUCCCUUGCCAUAUCGCCCUGCGGAACCUAUGUUGCAACCGGCUCUUCUACUGAUAGAAGGUUGAUAAUUUGGUUGGCAUCAACACUCGCACCACUUAAGACUUUUACCACCCACCGUGAUUCUGUCCUAUCGCUCGCCUUUGCUCCUCAGUCGUCUCAACCUGGCGUAGGCGCUCAGCUUUUCUCUGCUAGCGCUGAUCGAACAAUAAAAACAUACAGCCUGAACGGCCCUGACUCAUUAGCCUAUGUGGAGACCCUCUUCGGUCAUCAAGACCACGUUACAAGUAUUGCAGCAAUGAGCUUGGAUCAAUGUGUUUCCGUUGGAGCUCGAGAUCGAACCGCCAGAUUGUGGAAAGUGGUCGAUGAGAUGCAAUCCGUCUACCGCGCGGACAGCUCAAAGCACGCUGAACACGUGACAGGAUCCGUUGACUGCGUGGCCGCCCUGCCGCCAGCUCAUUUCGUGACAGGUAGUGAUAGCGGUGCGAUUCAACUAUGGAGCGUGCACAGGAAGAAGCCAGUGUUUGUUGUCGAGAAAGCGCAUGGGGUUGAAGAGCCAGAGCCGCUUGAGAAAGCUUCGAGUGAGAUUGGAGAAGAAGUGCUGGAGCGGUUGAGGAAGGCGGAUACAAGAAGACCGAUUGCUAGAGGGAUUACGGCAUUGGCGACUGUGUUUGGGACGGAUGUUGUUGUGAGCGGGAGCUGGGAUGGGUGCGUUAGGGUGUGGAAGGUCAGUGACGAUAAACGAGCUUUGCUCCCAUUUGGCGUGGUUGGUACGCCUGAAAGGAUCGUUAAUGGAGAUAUUGGGAGUAGUAAGCAUGAGAAGGAUCAUGAAGGCCCGGUACGAGGGGUGAUCAACUCGCUGGCAGCCUUCGAGCGGAGGAAAGAGACUCAGAACGAGUUUGGUGGGAAAAAGGAGGGCGAUACCAUAGGUUUGUGUAUUGUGGCUGGCACGGGAAAGGAGAUGAGACUGGGCAGAUGGAGAAAAUUCCCUAGUGGCAAGAAUGGCGCUGUUGUGCUCGAGGUCCCGUUGCAAAUGCGAGUUAACGGCGUGAAUGGAGAGCAUGCAGAGUGA